AUGGCCUACCUCAUUGAGAUCAAAGGUGGAAAGGAGAAAGUUAGGAUCUGGAGACUUAAGGAGGGGGAGAUUUGCUGGGGGAAGUGGCCCUGGCAUUCGGGGCUCCUGAAGGCCCAGGAGCUGUUUCUGGCAGCAUGGGGGGUCUAUUCGAAGUCCGUCCCAGCCAGCUGCGGGCAGUUGCUAAGUCAGCUUCUGCUAUGCGCUCUCAUCGCCGGGGCUGCGGGCGGACUCACCUACAACUGGCUGGCUUCCUCCCUGAUGUACUCAGCAAGGACGGCGGCAGCGGGAGCCGCGGCCUGCGGCUUCCUGCUGUUCCUGGCCCUGGGUCUGGUGCACCCGGCCCGCUGCCUGCUGGCGAUUACCGUGCCCACCCUGGGCACCAGGCAGGGCCGCCGCCUGCUCCUGUCGUCCGGCUUCGCCGAGCUGGCCACUCAGGUGGUCCCCAACGUUCUGGCCAACGUGGCUGCCACCACCCAGGUGCUGAGGUGCGUGGCCCAGGGCUCCCUGGAGAGCCUGCUCAACUCCACCCGCCAGCUGGAGGCAGCCACGGAGGCCCUGGACUGGGCGUCGAGGCGGACCGGGGGCCGCAGACUGGCCUUCGAGACCCCCGGCGACUGCUCCGCCCUGCGUCUCCAGCUGCUCGCGGCCACCCGGAGGGUGCAGGAGGAUGUCUCGGCCCUGGAGGCGCUGCUGCGGGGACUGGCUCUGGGCACCAACCGCGUGCUGGCUGCAGUCUUUAUUCUCUCCCUCCUGUCCGAGUCGGGGCGGUACUUAAAGGGCUAUCUGACCGAUCUGCAGUUCGACAACCUCUACAGCAGCGAGCAGCUGGAGCGGCUGCUCAGAGAGAGCCCCCCGCGGGGCUCGCCUCCGGCGCUGGUCCUCAGCGUGACUCGCCUGCGGCUCUCCCGGGCUGAGAAGCUCCACUGCCUGGUCCGCCUGGCGUUUCUGGGGAUGCCCCUGGGGGCCAUGGCCGUGAUUGUGGCCGCGGAUCACGUGGCCUUCCUCCUGGCAAGCGUGGCUGUAGCCUGGGCCCAGAAGCUGCCCACCCUGCCCAUCCAUCUGAGCAUCAAGUAUGAUAAAUGCUUAAGAGAAACUGCUUCUAUAUUAUACCCACAUCUUUUGGUUCCUCUCCCCUACUUCCAGGCCAAGUACACACUCUUUGCUUUCAUCUCCUUCAUCUUCAAUCAACCUUCUGAAGAGAAAUCCCUGAACACUUACCAAGGCACAUCCAAGUGGGAACUCCGCUUCACCUCAGACAGUUGCCAGUUGUACCCCGCACAGCCCCCACAAUACACGGCUGCCUUGGCUGCAGGGACCCUCUUCCUCAUUGCUUCUGCCACAGUCUUCCUGGAGACCUACGCCCGCAGGCUGGUUCAUAAAGUGGCUGCCUCCUUCUUCCAGGCUCAAGAGGAACAGAGGGCCCGAUACCUGUUUGCCCGGCUUCACCAAAGUCACUAAAAGAAGGAAGCAGAACCCUUCCAUGCCCGAGGUUCCUCUUGCUCAUGUUCUUCAGUCCUCUGGUCUGCAUUGGGUUUAGGGCCAUUCAUAUACAUGUGGCCUUGAGGUCCAGGGAUACCUUUGAAUGAAUGCUGUGAGAAUCUCAGGGAUGCCCUCCCAGGUCAUACUCUUAGACCUUCUGAAGGAAGAAAAGACCUCCCUUUUCCAGGAUGUCAAAUUUUUCCUAUGAAGGUUUCGAACCUAACUGGAACCCACCCAAACUGGAAGGCAUCUCAGAAUGAAAGGCAGAGCUGGAAUGAACUUUAUUUUAUUUUAUUUUUUUAUUAUACCUUUUUAUUGACAGAGCCCAUGCCUAGGUAAUUUUUCAACAUUGUCCCUUGCACUCACUUUUCUUCUGACUUUUCCCUUCUCUCCCUCUACCCCUUCCCCAGAUGGCAGGUAGUCUCAUACAUGUUAAACAUGUUAAAGUAUAUCUUAGACACAAUAUAUGUGUAUACAUCCAUACAGUUCUCUUGCUGCACAAGAAAAAUCAGAUUUAGAAAGAUGAAAAUAACCUAGGAAGAAAAACAAAAGUACAAAUAGUCCUCAGUCAUGGAAUGGACUUUAAAACAAACCAAUUGAUGAACAAGGCUUUAAUAAACACCUACUAUGUUCUGGGCUCAGUGAUAGUCAAUAAGGAAAGAAUGACAAAAAAAUGGAGCAAUCCCUGCUUUCAAGAAAUAUAUGUUCUAAUCUAUCCUCAUUUUACAGAAGGUAAAGCUGAGGAUCAGAGAAGAAAAGUUCUUAGUUCCAAAAUUCUGAAAGGCAAUUUCAGAACUGCCUUAGUUCCAAAAUCCUAGAACUGGAAAGUUCUAGAACCUCAAAAGCCAGUUGGGUCAACCCUACCAUUUUUACAGAUAGAAAUUGGAUUUCAUUGAGAUUAAUGAAUUUGCCGAAAGUCACACAGAAAUCAUGAUGGCAUGAUUUGAACCCAGAUCAGUACUCUGAGUCUAGAACCAAUACUCUUUCCCUUCUUAAGCACAUAGUAGCAGAAAUACUAGUAGAUCUGGGAUUCAAACCUGAUCUCUUUGGUUCCAAAAUUGUGGAUUUUCUCACUCUACCACAUUGUCUUCCAAUUAUCUAUUUUAGACCCUCCUGAAUUCUCAAAGCUCUCUUUACUUCAUAUUUUUCUGCUUUGUUGCAUUAGAACAGGUAACAUGGGUUACGAUUGGACAUUCCUUCCAACAUUUCUGGUUUUGACCAGGGCUCUGAGCUGUUUUAUUUUGCUCUGUGAUCAUUUCCUGAUGUAACUAAUCCUGCUCAGAACAGAGCUGGACAUUUAAUAAAUAUUUAUUGAUAGAUUUAUCUAUUUAAAACUUUUUAAGUAGU
Antechinus flavipes (yellow-footed antechinus) is the source of this 2826-nucleotide messenger RNA. It is a transcript of the gene OCSTAMP, whose product is annotated as osteoclast stimulatory transmembrane protein. The record is from RefSeq and is a predicted model, not a curated record. NCBI's taxonomy places the organism in Eukaryota, Metazoa, Chordata, Mammalia, Dasyuromorphia, Dasyuridae. The transcript is spliced from 3 exons. Gene Ontology annotation, cellular component: membrane. The coding region runs from base 1 to 1458 and encodes 485 amino acids.